Molecule: messenger RNA, 8202 nt
Organism: Numida meleagris (helmeted guineafowl)
Lineage: Eukaryota; Metazoa; Chordata; Aves; Galliformes; Numididae
Gene: SNX29
Product: sorting nexin 29
Exons: 23
Coding region: 587-3013 (808 amino acids)
Molecular function (GO): phosphatidylinositol binding
Source: RefSeq, a predicted model, not a curated record
GACGCGCAGCUUAGUAUGGCCUCCUGGUGUUGCCGUACCCCCUUCUUCUGCCCUCCCCUGCCACCAUUUUAGUAGUUUUUAGCAGCCCGGGGCCUCAUCCCACAGUACGGCUCAGGAGAGGGGAGGAAACUACAACGCCCAUCGCGCAUUGCGUCAGCCCCACCUCCCCGGAAGAGAUGGGAAAUGUAGUUAUCUGCGUCUUCUACGUAUUCAGACACUACGCUUCCCAGCAGCCUUUGCGCUCGCCUCUCGUUUCUGCAGUCUCCGCCUCCAGUUUCUGGGGAGAUGGGACGUGUAGUUGACGUGAAGGCUUCAGCGGGAGAGGAACUACGUACGUGUCCCAGCAGCCCUGGCGCUAACGUUCUCUCAGGAGGUGCUUGUGACUUCUUCGGGGAACUCUGGGAAAGGGAGUUCGAGAACAACAUGCAGUAUUACCAAGGGCAGGACGAGAAGCAGGAACGGUAUGAUUUUCUCAGGAGAUUGGAAGAAGCAGUUAAAAGGAAAGGUAGAGAAGUUGUCCCUGGAGAUGUAGCUGGGAACUAGAGGAAACAUCGCCACAUUAUGUUUUGGUUCACAAAACAAUGACAUGAAAAGGCAGUUUCUUCUAGAACGGUUACUGGAUGCAGUUAAACAGUGUCAAAUACGAUUUGGAGGAAGAAAAGAAAUUGCUUCAGAUUCUGAUAGCAGAGUCACUUGCUUGUGUGCUCAGUUUGAAGCUGUGUUACAGCAUGGUCUGAGGAGGAGCCGAGGACUAGCAUUAACAGCUGCAGCAAUCAAGCAGGCAGCAGGUUUCUCUAGUAAAACUGAAACAGAGCCAGUGUUUUGGUACUAUGUGAAAGAAGUUCUGAAUAAACACGAACUGCAGCGCUUUUACUCUCUGAAGACAAUUACUACAGAUAUUGGCAGAGGCCGGGCUUGGUUGCGCUGUGCAUUGAAUGAACAUUCCCUAGAAAGAUAUGUUCAUAUGCUACUUGCAGACAAGAGUCGGCUUAGUGUCUUCUAUGAAGACUGGUCUUUUAUGAUGGAUGAAGAACGUUCUAGUAUGAUCCCUACAAUGGCAGCUGGUCUGAACUCCAUUCUCUUUGCAAUCAACAUUGAUAAUAGAGAUUUAAAUGGACAAAACAAAUGCACACCCACAGUGUCCGAUCUGUUAAAGGAAUCAACGCAAAAUGUAACCUCAUUAUUGAAAGAAUCCACUCAGGGCGUUAGCAGUCUUCUUAGAGAGAUAACUGCAUCCUCUGCUGUCUCCAUUCUAAUAAAACCUGAUCAAGACACUGACCCACUUCCUGUUCUCUCGAAGAAUGUAAAUGCCGAAUUGAAAUAUAAGAAAGAUCGAAAAAAGAAGAAGAGGGUGACAAAUAUAAUCUCAUUUGAUGAAGAAAAUGAUGAACAAAAUGUGGGGGAUGCCACAAAGACCUCUAUUACAGGACAAAAUUCAGAAGAGAAUUUAGAUAGAUCUUCAGUUUUUAUGUUGCCCUCAUCUGAAACUGCUCAUGGAAAAAAUUUGAAUGGAAAUGAAAGUAACCACUCGUGGAAAAGUAAUUCUGUGUUCAUGAAUGGAGAGUAUGAAUACCAGAAACUAGAUGUGAAGAGUAUUGAUGAUGAAGAUGCAGAUGAAGACGAACUAUGUGGAAAAACAUUAGGAAAUAAAGGCACAGAAGAUGAAACUGAAUUUUCUGAAAGGCCUCAUGAAAUAGUCACAUGCAAUUCUCAGAUAGGCAGUUGGACUCCUCUGCAAGUCCUGAAUUAUGACUCAGAUAUUCUGUUUCCUGUCAGUGCUGUUGACUCUUACUCCCAAACUGAUAAAUCAGAGUGUGGAGAGGGGCAUGAAAAUGUUCAUGCGGUAGAACUGUUUCCAAGAGGAUCUGAUCUUUCUUACAGAGUGGAAGUCAGUCCUCCAGCUCAAGUGAAUACGUUAAGCAAUAUGUUGCCUUCAGCCACUGUGCCGGAAUCCAUGACAAUUAAUGAACUUCGUCAAGCUAUUGUGGCCAUGAUGAAUAGAAAGGAUGAACUGGAAGAACAGAAUAGGUCCCUUAGAAAUCUACUUGAUGGUGAGAUGGAGCAUUCUGCAGCGCUGAGGCAGGAAAUGGACAAUUGGAGACGGAAAGUAGCAGAACAGGAAGAGAGACAUGCCACAAAAGUCCAAGCCUUGGCACGAGAAAAUGAAGUGCUAAAAGUGCAGCUUAAGAAGUAUGUAGGAGCUGUCCAGAUGCUCAGAAGAGAAGGUCAAACAGUGGAAGUUUUGCCAAACAUUUGGAGCACUGAUGGUGAACUUACUAUUCCAGAGCAAAAGCAAGUAGAAAACAAUGAGGAACUAGCCAGCUCUUAUGAAAGAAAAUUGAUUGAGGUGGCUGAAAUGCAUGGCGAAUUGAUUGAGUUUAAUGAGAGGCUGCACCGUGCUUUAAUGGCUAAAGAAGCUCUUGUGUCCCAGAUGAGACAAGAGCUAAUUGAUUUGAGAGGGCCGGUCCCUGGAGAUUUAAGUCAAACGUCUGAAGAUCAGAGUCUGUCAGACUUCGAAAUAUCAAAUCGAGCUCUUAUUAAUGUUUGGAUUCCCUCAGUCUUUCUGCGUGGAAAAGCUGCCAAUGCAUUCCAUGUUUAUCAAGUUUAUAUAAGAAUAAAGGAUGAUGAAUGGAAUGUUUAUCGAAGAUAUGCAGAGUUCAGAAGCUUGCAUCAUAAAUUACAGAAUAAAUACCAGCAAGUGAGGACUUUUAACUUCCCACCAAAAAAAGCUAUUGGAAAUAAGGAUGCGAAAUUUGUAGAAGAGCGCCGCAAACAGCUACAAAAUUACCUAAGGAAUGUAAUGAACAAAGUUAUUCAAAUUGUGCCAGAAUUCACAGCCAAUCCCAAAAAAGAGACUCUAAUUCAGCUGAUGCCCUUUUUUGUUGAUAUUCCACCUUCUGGAGAAGCAGUAAGCAAAAGCAGUUGCUUGAGAGCGACUACACGUUUCCCAAAACUGUCUCGUAGCCAUCAAAGAGAGCCACGAAGCCUGGAACCUCAAAGCGGUGAUCUUUGACCCUUUUUCUAAUUCUGAAUACUAGCACUAUGUACUUUAAGUUCCUCUGUGAAUCCUUCGUAGCUUGUAUUUAUAAUUUGAGCUCCUGAAGAGAAUACAGCUGCAUCAAGUUAAAUCCUGAAAAGACAGUCAUUACUAAGGGUCAUAUCCUGACUAAGUACUUUGGAAGUCAAUAAUCACUUUCUCAAAAAGAAUAUGAGGGCUCUUCACUAGGGCUCACCAAAGUUCUAAGCAUUUUCUUUGUUUUGUGAAGCUUCAUUGCACAUAUUCUCCUUUGUUUUGUUCAAACAAAUUCCUUGUUUCUGUUGUCUUCCUUUGCACAUGUUCAAUUUUCUGGUUCAGACGUGAGUAUUAUGUCAUGACAGUUUUCCUUAAAGGAACAGCUAUGAUUAUCACUACUUAGUAUGUCAGAAAAAAUGUGCUUAAAACAACCUCACUAAUUUAUAAUCUUUUGUAAAUAGGAAGACUGUUUUUUUGUAAAUUAUUAUUGUGAACCUAUGAUAAAGGUUUUUUAAAAACUUGAUGAUGUAGAUGAUAAGGGAAAAAUGGUACAGGUGGAAAAACAGCUUUUCUAUGUUACUAGUGAGGCAUUUUCAAUAGCUUUCACUUGUGGCAAGUAAUUCUUUCAAAUCAGAGAAUGUCAUAAUUUUGUAGUGAUAUUUCAGUCUUGAUGUAAGGCUGGUGCAAUAUUAUUAAUUUCUGCAAACCACCACAAAAUCAGCAUGGUACAAAAUAGUAUUUUCAGUCUUGGGUUAUAUUUUGUUUAUUAACUCGUCGCUGUUGCUACAGAACAGUCCCUCAUCAUUAACUGUGAGUUUGGAAUUAAUACUCUUCAUUUGUAAAACACUUCACAUGGUGAUAAUUAAGAAUUACCUGUAAUGAAAGUGCCUGUUACCAAUCAUCUGUCACUGAACAGUAAUCUGCAAUGGUAAUACUGUAAGAGUAACUUUAAAAAAAAAAAAAAAUUAUUACAAGUGAUGGAAUUUCUGACAUGGAUUAACUGGAACCUAGCUCAGUAUCCAUUAGUUGUUCUGCUGUAGGCAGUCAAUUGUAUGUUAGCUAUCUCCUUUUCUUCAUUAAGUAGUGUACAUCCAGAAUUUCUGUCAGUCGUAUUCUGGUUUUCCUUUGUGCAAGAACAUCUUUAUUCUCUGAAGUUGUUGGGUUUUUUAAUAAUAUUUAUUUAAAUUUGUGUAUCUUUUCAUUUUAGUAUCUGUUAGAUUUCAGCAUCUACUGAUGCGAGAAUAAAAUUUAAUGUUACCCUGCAGAAAAAAAAAAAUCAUGUUGAUGAUUAAUAACAGACUCUUUACCUCAAUGCUUUAUCAGACUUCUGGCAACCUAGAAUUUUUGCUCUGCAAACCUGUGACUGUUUUGCAUUCUUUAGUCAGUUAUGGUUCCAGUCAUUUUCAAUGGCACUUCUUGAGUAGGAAUUCAUUACAAAUAACGAGUAGUGUCUGUGGGCUGGAUCAAAAUACAAAAUCUGAAAGUGCAGCUUGGGACUACUCUUUUUUAAUUAAAAGAUGAAUUACUGUUGGUGUUUCGUGUAACUGAAAUAUGUACUGAAAAAGGAAGAAAAGUGAGUAGCAAGUCAGUUAAAACCUCUCCAAACUCUUCAGUUUGAUACACUGCUGGCAGGGUAAGGUUUGCCUUCAUUGGAAGGAAAAGCAGCUGUAAUGAUGGUCCCACUUUGAAACAAUUCUAAAUUGACUUUUCAGAAAACAGAGACUUGGUUAGUAGAAAUAUGAAACAUGUCCAUUAAUAAUGAAUUGCAAGUAUAUCUGAAAGAAACCAUGGUGUAGAAUCCUUUUUGAUGUAUCUGUUUGUCAUUUGAAGCUGUUUUUGUUUUCAGGAAAUAAUUCACAAAUUAAAGGACUUUUUAUUCAGAACAUUGCAAAUGGCAAGAAAUCUCAUUUUGCACAAUCCAAAUUUAAUUUUUUUCUAGUUGCUAAGGAAUAAUUUUUCUUGUCUCUACAUUUGGCUCUUAAAAUUAUUUCAUUCCUGAUUGUCCUAGUUCUUUUAAUUUUUAAUGUAUGAAUGUAUAUUACAAAAAAAUUCUAAACUUGUUUACUGUGUACAAUUUGUUCUUUAUUAACUUCACCUGAAUUAUAUCUGCUGCUAAGAUUACAGUCUCCAAACAGUGUUUGUGAUACAAGAUAGUGUAGUGGGUGCAUUACUAAUCCAUUUAAAUACUCUUCUGUGGCUUAUCUAAAAUCUCAGAAGAUAAUUUAAUUAAGCCUUUUGAAAAAAGUCAGAUUUCCACCUCACUUGGUUACUUCUGAAAGCUGAUACUUGCAUGACUGCAAAGAGAUACCUGGGAACAUGAAUGCCCAAAUUUUUAGCACCUCAGAAAAUUCUGAAAUGCUCUGUCUUUCAUAGAAUUAUACAUCUCUAUCAUAAGUCCCAAUUUUGUUUAUUCAUCAAAAUCAGGAUUGACUGUUGAUGAAGGAUGAGCAGCUAGCAUUAAGAAUUCCAAUAUAUUGUUCGUAUAAAAUAGCUGCAACUGUAGCAAAGAUUCUGUCAAUUGGGUGAUCGUACCAGUUUCUCUUGUGUCACCCAAUUCUGUGCAUGUAUCUGCCAUUUCUGUACCAUGUAGUUAUCGUUUUUUACAAGUCUCAUAUAUUUUCAUAUUAGCUGAGUGCUCUUAAAUCCUUAGAACUGGUCUGUGACUGCUGCACAGUGAGUUUAUGGGUUCAACCAGGUCUUUCUGGCUGCUCUGAACAUCUCUGCGAACACAUAAUACAGGACUCAGGCCAGUCUGAUCCCAGCAGUUGUUCCUGCAAGCCUUAGGCUACAGCAUGGUGUUCAGAAAUUUGCAGGAUCAUUUCCAUUUCAUUCCUAUUUUAUCUUUAGGCAUAUUAGGUUAGUUGGGCUGCUCACUUGCAACCUUAUGUGUCUAUUCAAAAUAAAUUGUGAAAAUAAAUGGCAUUGCUUUUUAAUUUUAAUGCUGCUCUCCUGUCACACACAAAAGGAACAAUUUUCUAAGAAAAACAGGGCAGACAAGACUUUAAUCUUUUGCGGAUGUGAUUGUCUAUCAGUAUUAAUCCCUUAAAUAUUGACUGUGUUUUUUUCGGAAUCUCAUUUUUUUAGAGAGUCUGUCGUUCAUUGUAGAGAAUGCAGUAUAUUGGCCUUGCUUUUUUCAUUAAAUCAAGUUUUUCAAUAAUAAAAAUAAAUUUCCAAGGUUGAAAUGAGGCAGGAUAUUGGCAUAGUUAUAAAGUAUUACAUUGAUACAUCCAUUAAGUCACAUACUCUUUGGAAGAUCAGUAAUCUCAAAGCCAGUUACUUUUUGUUGGAAUAUAUUGUUGAUGUGGUAGUUGAAAUCAAAUUAUACUAUCUUAUAGAAUCUACUUCAAGUCAUAAACCAUCAUGAGUGAAUUAAUACAAGUAGAGAAAGGGCAUAAUGAUAUUAAAGAUAAUUGGCUCAAAAUUGUGACCUAUUGCUAAGGUGUAUGUUUUUGUUACAAAAUGUUUUAUUUCAUAGAGCAAUGUCUAUAUUGGCAUCUAACGCCAAUGUCUAUGUUGGCAUGGUAGCUCUCAAAUUAACUAAUGAGAACCUACUAACAAAUGUUAGAGUUGAGGACUCAGAGCAGCAAGCUAAUAAUAAAUAAGACUCAGUGAGCCCCAAGUGAACUAAUGAUAUUGUUCAUCAGGACAUAUUAAUGAUUUCAGAAGAUGAUAUUUUGUUAAUAGAAUCAGUUAUUAAUACUUUCAGAUAUGGAUGUCUCUUUGCUUCAAAGCAAACAAGGAUCACAGUUCUGCUGUAAGUUUCAUGCCAUUUCAGAGGUUCAACCCACACUCCAGAACAUCCCCAAUGUCAAAAGAUUUUUCAUCCAAUGUCUUGUAAUUCUGAGGAGAGAGAAUCUAUACCUGUGGAUAGAAAUACAGUUAUCUGCUUAUAAUUCCCAAGAGAAAUCUGUGGAGCAGUUUCUUUUUUUUUUUUUUUUAAAAAAAAAAAUUUUAAACCAAACUAUACUCUAUAUCCCCUUGCAAAUUUUGUGUGCUCUUUCCACCUGGAACUCCUGUUAAUAUGAAAAUAAAUAUGUGUAACAUCAGAACGUAUUACUGUUUCCAAGGAGGAAAUUAAUACUUCUGUAUUGGAGCUUAUGUUACUUUUGGGAAAGUAGUUACUCAGCUCAAGAAAUAAAGGUUUUUUUCUCCUUUUCUGUGUGUUAGGAUAUUUCAGUCAACACAUUGUAUCACUACCUUGAAUAUUAAUUUGAUGAAUAUUUAGCCCUUUCAGUAUUUUAUUAGUAUUAUGUAUUGAAAGAAUCAUUUUAAUGUAUGAAAUUACAUAUAUGAAUUAUAUAAAUAUCAGUCAACUUGCUUUCUAUUUCACAUAUUGAAUGGAAGAUAAAAACUUGCUCCAACAUUGUACAUUUCAUUUAUUUCUUACAUAUCUCUUACUCUGUACUAACUGUACUUUUAUUGUCCAAUUCAGUUGUUCGUAAAAUCUCUUUUUAAAAAUUAGUAAGAGGAUACUUCUAAUUAAUGAUAAUGGCAUACUUUUUAUUUAAUAAUUGCAUGAAGAAAAAUACUAGAAAACACCACUGAAAUGCUUAGAGAUGAAUGAAUUUUACAAAUUGCUGCAAAUACCAGGACUUUAAAAUAUAUAUAUAUAUCUUUGUUCCAUUAAAGAAAUAUACUGCACUCCCAUGUAGGAGGAAUCAGUUUGCUUAACAAGAUUUUAAAGCUGAUGUCUGUUCUCAUUACAGAAGUUACUGUAGCAGUUGUUCUCUUGAGCAGAGUGUUAACAAUUUAGGACACUAAAAUUACAGAAAUGCAAAUUUGAUUGAACAUACAAUUCUGAAAGGCUGCAUUUUCUUUUUUCCUGGAACCUGAGAUAAAUAAAUAUCUUGUAUACCAGACCAAACCUGCUGGAAAGUGAAUAAGCUGGAUUUCCCUUUUGAUUUGGAGGAGAAAUCUUUGCGUUCCUGUUAAACUGUAAAAAGGAUUGUAUUAAUUCUAAAGCAUAUAUAUGUACAGCAUUCACUUGAGUAUUAAUACAAUGUAAUAUUAUUUUAACUUGUUAUGCUAAUGUUUACAUUAGAGAAUUUUUAAGAAAAUGUGUAUAUAUAAUUUUCUAAAUAUUUUGUUGUAUUUUUUUUAAUAUCCUGUGGUAAUUUGGUUGUAAUUUGGUUGAAAUAUACUACUUUAUCAAGAUGAAAAUAAAAAAAUAACGUCUUUCCACAUUUGAA